CCGGCCCUCCAAAGAGCUUCACACACAAAAUAGGCAACUUCAUGACUCUGAGCAUCGCAGAAGGAGACCUGCACCAUUUCACAGCCGACGCUUUGACCUGUCCAAUGAAUGCCAAUCUAGCUUUCAGUAACCCUGUGGCUCAGUGCUUUCUCCAGUUCGGAGGAGACGAGAUUACAGAGGUGUGUAAAACUCAUCAGAAGCAACAGCAGAGUCUUCUGCCUGGAGACGUGGUGCUCAGUGAUGCUGGGAAACUCAGCGCCGGGACGCUCAUUUACGCCGUGUUGCCUCAGAAAGGACAGAGGCUGGACUCUCACUACCUUCAGUCAGCCGUGUAUAACAGUCUCCUGAAAGCUGAAGGAAAAGGAUGCGCCUCGAUUGCACUCCCAGCAGUCGGUUGUGAAAGCUUCGGCUUCUCUGUCAAAGACAGCUGCGUGGCGCUCCGAGCCGCUGUACUGCAGUUCUGCAGCGACCGUCAGAAUUCUCCUAAAAACAUCAGACGCAUCAGUAUAGUGGAUUCAGACGAGGAGAUCGUUGAGGAGUACAACGCUCUGAUCCAGGAACUAGGAUUUCCUGACACAUCUACAACGGUUCCCCUACAAUCCUUGAAGCUAAAACACGGAUCAGACAUGAGAGUGCUGAUCAAUGGUGUGCCCAUAUGCCUGAAAAACGGCGACAUCACCAAAGAGACGGUGGAUGUUAUAGUGAAUUCAACCAACAAAAGUUUAGAUCUUAACACCGGCGUCUCUGGUGCCAUCUUAAAAGCUGCUGGACAAUCUGUUGUUGACGAAUGCAAAAAGCAAGCUCCUCUGAAAGCAGGUGCAGCAGUGCUGACGAGUGCUGGAGCGCUGCAGUGUAAGUGUAUCGCACAGAUGGUUGGGCCAGACAGCAACGCCGACAUCACAUCAUCUCUGGAAAAGGUUCUGAACCUCUGCGAAGCCAAAACAGCCACAACUCUGGCCAUUCCUGCGAUUGGAACAGGACGAGGUGGCUUUGCCCCGAAAGAAUCGAUCAAAGCUAUCUUCACAGCACUCGAGAAACAUCUGAAGGAGCCGAACUCAUCCUGCCUCCGGAGCAUCACUGUAGUGGCAUUUGAACAGAAGACCUUUGAUGACUUUCGUGACCAUUUUAAAGUGUGGAAUAAGCCUGUGUCCGGCAAGAUGCCAGAAAAUCAAGUCAAAAUUGUAAGCGUCAGAAUUGAGGUAAAGAAAGGAGACAUCACUAAUGAAACCGUCCGGGGGAUCGUCAACACCACCAACAGGGACAUGAGCUUGAGAGGAGGAGUGUCUGGUGCCAUAUUUAAAGCAGCUGGAGCAUCUGUGGAGCAGGAGUGCCAAAAGCACGGUGCACUGCAGAAUGACGUCGCAGCCGUGACCAGCGGUGGAAACCUGCAUUGUGACUUCAUCAUUCACAUGGUCGGCCCACACUCGGCGGCAGAGACGAGAUCACGUGUGAGGAAUGUUCUGGAGCGCUGUGAGGAGAAGCAGAUCACCACGGUCUCCUUCCCUGCCGUGGGCACCGGUGGCGGAGGCGUUCAGGGUGAGGACGCAAUCAGUGCGAUGCUGCAGGGCUUUGAAGAUCAUCUGUCUCAAAACGUCUCAACGGUGAUCAAGCUCAUCUACAUUGUGAUUGACCGGGACAACGUCCUACAAGAGUUUCAGAAAGGUCUCAAAACAUGGAUUGCGAAGUCACAGGAGAGUGAAGAUGAUGAAUAUGAUGAAUAUGAUGAUGAUGGAGAUGAUGAGUUGGAGGAUUACAGCUCAACGGAAGAAAGCUCCUCAUCUGACCAAGGAGCUGAUGCCAGCGCAAACCCAGUGGAGGUGAUGAUGGGCCCGAUUAAAGUCAAGGUGCUUUGCGGAGACAUCACCAAAGAGACUGUCGAGGCUAUUGUUAACAGCACGACGACAAGCCUCGAUUUGAACACAGGUGUAUCAGGAGCCAUUCUCAAAGCAUCAGGACAAAUGGUGGCGAACGAGUGCAAAUCAAAAGCGCCUCAGCCCGCCGACGGCGUGAUCCUGACCACAGCUGGAAAUCUUUCAAAUAUCAAACACAUCAUUCAUAUGGUUGGGCAGACCAAUGAGAAAGGCAUCAGCAGCUCCAUGUACAAAGUUCUGAGGAUGUGCGAAGAAAAUAAGAUUCAGUCGGUUUCAUUCCCAGCUCUUGGAACAGGAGCAGGAAACCUGGCUGCUGCAGGAGUUGCCAAUGCAAUGACAGAAGCUCUGACUAACUUUAUGAAGGACUCACCGAAACACCUGAAGCACAUCCACCUUGUGAUCUUCCAAGUGAAACUGCUGCCAGACUUUCAGGAAGCUGUCAAGAAGUGCAAGAAGAUUUCUCGAAAUGCUUCUGUGCGUCAGGUCAAACCCCUCCAGCAACCGGUGAUCCCUGUGCUGACACAGCGACCAGCUAUUUGUCUAGCCAAAGAAACGGCCGCUGUAUCGUUCCCGGUUAUGGCCGUUGAUGUUUACGGGACGUCCCCUACAAACCUCGCCAUGGUCAAGAAGCUCCUGGACGAGCUGGUCAAGCAGGAGUGCUUCAGUAUAGACGUCCAGUUGAGCCACAACACAGACCUUCCUGAAACGGACAAGAAGGCCAUCGUGGCCCUCAGCCGAGCCAAUCAAGUCAGCGUUCUGGUGGCAAGUUCAGAUAAGUUAACAGUAUCAGGGAAAAGAGACGACGUCUUAGAUGCUGUGCUGAAGAUAAACGGCUUCAUCCAGGCAGCACGAGACCGAGAGAAGCGUGAAGGUGAGGUGAAGCGUCUGCGGGAGACGCUGUGCUGGGAGGUGGCGAGAGGAGAACGCUGGGAGUCACUGGAGCCCGGCAUCAGCUACGACAUCGAGCUCACCUUCCACCGCAAAGAAAAGAGCUUCCAGUACCAGGAGAACGGAGACACCUACACGGUGGACUUCAAACAGAUGGAGGUCACAAACAGCAAGCGGGAGUCCUGCAGGAUCAAGAGGACUCUGCUGGGGGAUUCUGAUACGGCAAUCAUUCAUCCCCCUCCAACGUGGACCAAAAUGGAUGGACGGGAUUUAGAAAUAAUCACAUUACAAUCAAAUUCAGUAGAGUACAAGAACAUAGAGACAGCCUUUCUGAAAUCCAGCAUACACCGUGAUGUGAAGCCCGUCCAGGUUCAACAGAUCGACAGGAUUCAGAGUCAGUCGCAGUGGCAGAGAUACUGUGUGCUGAAACAGGCCGUGGAUAAGAAAUACCCCAAACAGAUAAACGAGCGCCUGCUUUAUCACGGAACGACCAAAGACAUAUGCCAGAAAAUCAACAAGAACGGCUUCAACCGCAGCUUCUGUGGGAGAAACGCGGUCUAUCACGGUGAAGGCACCUACUUCGCUAAAGAGGCCUGGUACUCCUGCCAGGACAAGUAUUCCAACCCAGACGACAAAGAGCUUAAGUAUAUCUACCGAGCGCGAGUGGUGACAGGCUCGCUGUGUAAAAGCAGACAAGGAAUGAAGGAGCCAGAUCCGAUCAACCCUGCAGACCCGCAGGCCGGACUGCACGACUGCGCCGUGGAUGACCCAAAGAACCCGUUCAUCUUCGUGGUGUUCUGUGACGCGGGAGCGUAUCCAGAUUACCUCAUCACCUUCAAAUCCAUAUAGCCCUCCAGCACUCUACAAAUGCACAUUUACCCUGAAUGCUGCUGACAGAGAUUAUGGGAGAGUCUAGAUAGCUUUUAUGAUAUAACCGAGACAAAAACGUGAAGAUGUUUUCACACAUAACAUUCUUCAGUAGGGCUGUCAAUCAAAAAAUCACUUAAUUACAUGAUAAUUGCAUAGAUCAAUAUUAGCUAAGGAAAGCUCCCAAAUAAGGAAAAAUUCAAAGACAUCAAAGGGAUCGUUCACCCAAAAAUGAAAAUUGUCUGCAUUUACUCACCCUCAUGUUGUUCCAAAACAGUUGCUGGUCCCCAUUGACUUCCAUAGUGGUGUUUUAUUCUCCACACUAUUGAAGUCAAUGCUACCAGCAUCUGUUUGGUUAUCAACAGUCUUCAGGAUCUCUUCUGUGUUCAAUAGAAGAAAGA
Molecule: messenger RNA, 4027 nt
Organism: Sinocyclocheilus anshuiensis
Lineage: Eukaryota; Metazoa; Chordata; Actinopteri; Cypriniformes; Cyprinidae
Product: poly [ADP-ribose] polymerase 14-like
Exons: 20
Coding region: 42-3608 (1188 amino acids)
Biological process (GO): negative regulation of gene expression; protein poly-ADP-ribosylation
Cellular component (GO): nucleus; cytoplasm
Molecular function (GO): NAD+ poly-ADP-ribosyltransferase activity; transcription corepressor activity
Source: RefSeq, a predicted model, not a curated record